UCCCCCCCUCCGCCUUCGGUCUUCUUCGGCUACCUCUCGCCGCUAUAUAUUGAAGGCUUUCGGCAGCCUCCCAAAACCCUAGUCGCCUCUCUGCUCGGUGGUCGCUUCUCCUGCCGACGAAAAUGUCGAAGCGAGGACGGGGAGGUAGUGCGGGUAACAAGUUCAGGAUGUCGCUGGGUCUGCCGGUGGCGGCCACAGUGAACUGCGCGGACAACACUGGGGCCAAGAACCUCUACAUUAUCUCGGUGAAGGGAAUCAAGGGUCGCUUGAACAGGUUGCCCUCUGCUUGCGUCGGCGACAUGGUGAUGGCCACCGUGAAGAAGGGGAAGCCCGACCUCAGGAAGAAGGUCAUGCCCGCGGUCAUCGUCAGGCAGCGCAAGCCAUGGCGCAGAAAGGACGGUGUCUUCAUGUACUUCGAAGAUAAUGCCGGUGUCAUUGUGAACCCGAAAGGAGAAAUGAAAGGUUCUGCCAUUACUGGUCCGAUCGGAAAAGAGUGUGCAGACCUGUGGCCGAGAAUUGCCAGCGCAGCCAAUGCCAUCGUCUGAGGGUUGCGGUUAUCUUUUUGUUCAUGUUAUAUGUUUUCAUAUUUGUGGUUUGACAUUGCCAGUGGAAGUGUAAACCUCAGAUUCUCUUUUUGAAGUGUCGUCAUGGUUUUAGAAAGAUUUUAAGUAUAUCUAUUUUAGACAUUGGGUUCUUUUCUCCAGCCUUUCCGCC
Molecule: messenger RNA, 714 nt
Organism: Eucalyptus grandis
Lineage: Eukaryota; Viridiplantae; Streptophyta; Magnoliopsida; Myrtales; Myrtaceae
Product: 60S ribosomal protein L23
Exons: 4
Coding region: 123-545 (140 amino acids)
Biological process (GO): translation
Cellular component (GO): ribosome; cytosolic large ribosomal subunit
Molecular function (GO): structural constituent of ribosome; large ribosomal subunit rRNA binding
Source: RefSeq, a predicted model, not a curated record